Molecule: messenger RNA, 953 nt
Organism: Oncorhynchus mykiss (rainbow trout)
Lineage: Eukaryota; Metazoa; Chordata; Actinopteri; Salmoniformes; Salmonidae
Product: olfactory receptor 2AT4-like
Biological process (GO): detection of chemical stimulus involved in sensory perception of smell; G protein-coupled receptor signaling pathway
Cellular component (GO): membrane
Molecular function (GO): odorant binding; G protein-coupled receptor activity; olfactory receptor activity
Source: RefSeq, a predicted model, not a curated record
UUAUGUCGGUCCAGACUCUUAAUCAGACAUUCAGUUACCACUUGCAGAUUGCCAGUUUUGACAUCCCUACCCCAAUGACCUACCCUGUGUUCAUCAUGGGUCUCCUGCUCUAUCUGUUCUCUGUUUUCUGUAACCUGACCAUCAUGCUGUUGAUCAUCACACAGCGGACUCUCCACAAGCCCAUGUUUUACAUCCUCUUCAGUCUCCCCCUGAAUGACCUGGUAGGAAUCAGCUCUAUGCUACCCAGAGUGCUGUCAGACAUCGUGACACAGACUCACUCUGUCUACUACCCCACAUGUGUUUUUCAAGCUUUUCUUUGCCACCUGUACGGGGGUGGUGUGCUUUUUGUACUUGCAGCGAUGUCAAUUGAUAGAUAUUUUGCCAUUUGCAAACCACUGCAAUACCCCUCGAUCAUGACACCUUUUACACUAUGUGUCAUUAUAUCAGCUGCUUGGGGCCUGGACAUGGCCAUGAUAUUGACCCUGUUUGCUCUUCAGUCCCGAGUUAAGAGGUGCAAGGCUUACAUACUAAAUAUCUACUGUGACAACCCCUCUCUACUUCGCCUCUCAUGUGGAGAAGAUGUCACAGCUAACAACAUUUAUGGUUUGGCUAUGACAGCGGUUAUGCAGAUUAUCAGUGUUGGUAUUCAGCUAUUUUCCUAUAUUAACAUUCUUGUAAUAUGCAUAAUUAAUCGACAAUCUGACACCAAGAGCAAGGCUGUAAACACCUGUGUUGCUCAGCUAGUGACAUUUCUUCUUUUUGAAAUCACUUCCACCUUUGUAAUACUGUCAUAUCGCUUUCAGAACAUACCUCCUAAUACUCAGAAACUGUGCGGUAUGAUGAUCUACCUGCUCUUACCAAUUAUUAAUCCAAUUAUAUACGGGAUGAAAACAAAGGACAUCAGAAAAACAUUUUUCAUGGUGGUGAGGAAGAAAAAGAUAGCGUUCAAGUGA